Oppia nitens is the source of this 1996-nucleotide messenger RNA. It is a transcript of the gene wwk, whose product is annotated as anoctamin-8-like. The transcript has 6 exons. Gene Ontology annotation, cellular component: plasma membrane. Gene Ontology annotation, biological process: chloride transmembrane transport. Lineage: Eukaryota; Metazoa; Arthropoda; Arachnida; Sarcoptiformes; Oppiidae. The record is from RefSeq and is a predicted model, not a curated record. Gene Ontology annotation, molecular function: chloride channel activity. Bases 146 to 1996 code for a protein of 616 amino acids.
AUGAAUGGAUGAAUGGAUGCGAUGUAUGUUUGGAAACAAGACUUGGAGUGAAUCCAAGUUCUGUUGUUUUUUUGGAUCCAAAAUCACUAUUAAAGCAAAUGAUGACAAAUGUGUCAGAAUUUCAUGAUUUGUGAUUUGAAAACAAAUGGAUUUCGACGACAAUUUCAGCUCUUCUUCGACGAGUUUACGCAAAAGAUAUUCUUCGACGAGAAAGAGCUCAUUAAAGGCUGAAAUUAAGAAUAUUAUUGAAAAGCAAACUCAAGACAUUCAAGAAGCCGGUGCUCACCUCUGGCACAGACAAAGUCAAUCAUCGGUUAAAUACGAUGUCAUUUUGAUAAUAUCGCCAAAAGGUUAUCAUAUAAUUGAUUCUUUAGUUCAAAUUCUGACCGAAAGAUUGCCGCAACUGGUCGUUGAAAUUAAACCUCACUCUCACUAUAAGGAACAGGCAUUUUAUCUGACGGCCACCGAUGACUUUUUGGUGUCCAGUGCUCACCAAUUGGGUUAUCGCACAGUUAGUACCGGACAAUCUCUGACUAGUCUUGAGAGACAAACACUAAUUUUACAAAAUCUCAAUUCUUUACGUUAUAAUCAAAGCGAUGAACAGAUAACUGAAAAUGAAUUAAAACUUAUGAAACUUAAACCAAACGAUGCUAUUAUUGCGAAACUAAUUUCAAGUAAUCUUAUAAAACAAGUCCUUCCGCUUCACAACGAAAUUGAUUUAUCAUUAUUAAGAAGACAAUGGGUUUCAGCUUUUUUCUCUUUUCAACCGUUGGAUAAAAUUUGUGAAUAUUUUGGACACAAAAUUGCAACUUAUUUUGCAUUUUUAGGAUUUUAUACGUUAGCGUUGAUAUUUCCAUCAAUUUUAGGCAUUUUUAUCACAUUUUAUGGCAAUAAUAACAAUGCUUUUGAUGAGAUAUAUAUCCUUUCGUUUACUGUUCUUAACAUUAUAUGGUCGACAGUAUUCCUCCAGAAGUGGAAACAUACAAACAAUCAAUUACUUCAAAAGUGGGGCUCAAAUCAAAUCCAAAUUAAUGAACAAUCUAUAAGACCUUUAUUUCGAGACAAAAGUUUAUUUAAUUUAUUUAAUAUUGAAUUUGAAAGAAAAUUAAUUAAAUAUUUUAUUUCAAUUCCUGUUAUUGGCAUUUGUCUUGUCGUUAUCUUUGGAGUAAUGAUUGCGGUCUUAAAUUUUCAAACUUAUUGGGAUAAUGUAGUGAUAGAUGAAUGGCAAUAUCCCAUUUGGACUAAAUAUAUACCAAAAAUAAUAUUAGCCAUUCUCAUCAAUAUAUUUGAUGCUAUUUAUUAUUAUAUAGCUGUUUGGCUAAACAAUAAAGAAAAUUAUGAAUUUGAAACAACACAUGAAAAUAAUUUGAUAUUAAAGUUAAUUUUGUUUCAAUUUAUGAACUCAUUUGUAUCUCUGUUUUAUAUUGCAUUUUAUAUCGGAGAUAUGGAUAAACUUCAUGAGCAAUUGGCAGCCCUUCUCAUUACACGACAAGUGAUUGGAAAUAUAAAGGAAACGCUUUUGCCUUUUAUUUUUGAAUCCUAUAAGUUAUCGUCAAAAUUGCAUAAAAUAAAGAUCAAUGAAAUUUCAACGAUUGAAUUGGAGGCAAAUAUGCCGCGAUAUGAGUCUACUUUUGAUGAUUACUUGGAACUAAUCAUACAAUUUGGUUAUGUUAUGCUUUUUUCGUCUACCUUUCCAUUGGCCGCAGUUUUUGCACUUUUUAAUAAUUUAAUUGAAAUCAGAAGCGAUGCCUUCAAGUUAUGUGUUUUAUAUCAGAGACCAUUUGGUGGCCAUCGGGUGCAAAACAUUGGCCAAUGGGAGGAUGUCCUCAACGCUAUCGCCUAUAUUGCUAUUAUAGUCAAUUGCGCUCUGAUUGUCAAAACCAAACAAAUCUCAAAGAUUACAGCCAUUGAAGAUGAGGUACAACUGGUUCUCAUCGGAGUUAUACUUGAGCAUCUAUUAUUGGCUCUUAAAUGGUUAAGUCCUUUCAUUUUUUAA